CCCUGUUCAGUUUCUAUGUCAAGCAAGCAUGCCAGAAUGGUGAUCAGAUUUCACUUUAAAGUCAUGAUGAUCUGCUAAUCUAGUUAGCAACAGGUUUCAAGAAGCAUAUUGUACAGAUUUCUUAAGUGUACACAGGAGGUUAAUCAAGUGCAAUUUUGGAAAAUAACACUAUUUUUCAUUAAGAAUUUUAAUCAUUUGUUCCAUUUUUACCAGAAUAACAUUAAAAGGAUAUUUGAAAGAAUUAUUUAAGCUAUAACAACAUAUAUGUGGAUUCUUCACAUCAAAAGUAUAUGAGCUGAAAAUUAACUUCAAAAGUGGAUAUAUAUAUACAAUAUUUUCCAAUAUGGCGGAUUUGGACUUUCACAGAAAAUGUAUAUCAAACAUGUGUAGAAUUUGUGGAUCAAGAGCACAGACUUUCUAUCAGGUAAAAACAAAAGUUACUCCAUAUUUGGCUCAAAAUAAUAAAGAUAUGAUUCUCAAGUUUUAUGGCAUUGACAUUUCAAAUGAUUCCAAAGAUAUCUACCCUGUCAAGAUAUGUCAAGUUUGCUACUCUCGAAUGUGGAACUUUUAUCGAGACUCACAAAAGUCGUUCUCAGAUUUUGAGAUAUUUCACUAUGUAAAGCACACUUCAGACCCUUUAUGUAAAACAUGUGCAAAAUAUUCAGAGGGAAGUAAAACUGGACGAAAGAAAAAGAACAAAAGAGGGAAAAUAAUGGAUAGAGUAUCGCAACCCGCAUUGAGUGAAGAGGCUCCAUGUGAUCUAGUAUUGUCAGAGUAAAUCCCACAUAUAAUACCUGUGUGUCAUUCUCCAGAACACCCUCUCCCAAAUACUAUAUCUAGUACCCCUCUAUCUGAUGUACCCUCUACCAUCAUCCCCAAGAAAAAGCUAAAGAAAAAAAUAUCAGACACAUUUGAUGAAGAGACAUUGUUGUCAGAUACUGCCUCAAAUCUAAAGCAAAUACCUGGCUGUUGCGAAUCAGAAGGCCCUCCCUUGACAAGCACCCCAUUACCAUCUACAAGUGCCAAGAGAUGAUGAAUUUCAAAUGAAAUAAAUGUA
Owenia fusiformis is the source of this 1057-nucleotide messenger RNA. The record is from the annotation of a GenBank genome assembly. Lineage: Eukaryota; Metazoa; Annelida; Polychaeta; Sabellida; Oweniidae.